Messenger RNA from Morone saxatilis (striped sea-bass), 2161 nucleotides. It is a transcript of the gene rflnb, whose product is annotated as refilin B. Gene Ontology annotation, biological process: skeletal system morphogenesis; negative regulation of bone mineralization involved in bone maturation; actin filament bundle organization. Lineage: Eukaryota; Metazoa; Chordata; Actinopteri; Moronidae. Bases 412 to 1026 code for a protein of 204 amino acids. Gene Ontology annotation, cellular component: actin filament bundle. The record is from RefSeq and is a predicted model, not a curated record. The transcript has 3 exons. Gene Ontology annotation, molecular function: filamin binding.
GACGAGCCGCGGGCAGCAGGAGUCCCCUCACAUCCUUUCUCUGCUCGGCUCUGCUGCGGACAAACUUUCUCGUCUCCGAACACACAUUCACAGUGGAGCUGAGUCAUGCUGUGACUUUUUUUUUUGAAUGUCAAAGUAAAGGAUAGUUUUUUAAGUUUUCGUGCUGUAAGGUGUUUUUUUUUUUAAGGUCUGGGCGGGGGGGCUGAAUUACCGCCCGGUUGAUUGUACUUCCAGCGGGCGGUCGUGCAUCCUGUCCGGGGAGGAGGUUUGCGGUGACACCGUUGGGACUUUCUGCAUCAAAACAAAAAAAACAAACCCGAGGACUCUUACGGAACUGCAAUCUGGAAGUAUUUCUCUUUCGUAAUCUGCCUUUUACUCGCUGGAGUUUUGCAACUUUUUUUUUAACCAGAAAUGGUUGGCAGGUUGAACUUGCCAAAUGUAUGUGAAGGAGAUCCACUGGAUAUGAUGAGCUGCAGGGCUGAUAGAGGACUAGACAGCCCGGACUCUGGGUUACCCCCGAGCCCGAGCCCCAGCGCCUGGCUGCUGCCUGUGUGCACGGAGAAAGCCGGGGGCGUGAGCCCGGUGUCUGAAGACGAGGGAAGAGGCUCCCUGGUUCCAGUUUUGCCCACCGGAUCGUUCCAGCAACUACACCCAUUGUCCUUCGGGGAAGGCAUAGCGCUCGAUCCACUACCGCCAAAGGAAAUAAGAUACACCUCAUCCGUGCACUACGACUCGGACCGCCACUUCAUCCAGGGCGUGACCCUGCAGCCAUGGGGCCAGGGCCUUGAACACUGCAGGCAAACCAUCAUGGCCGUGCCCCACAGUACCUGGCGCCACUACAAGACACAGCUGGAGUUCCAGCCCCGGCAUCGGCCACAGCACUUCAAGAGCACCACCAUCGUAUACCCCAAGAAAACCAGCGCCGUCUACACCACAGAGCUGAGCUACGACUGCCACCGGCUCUCCAGACGUUUCCUCUCCAGCGUGGAGCUGGAGGCGACUGGCCGCAGAGAGCUACCUCAGUGAGGGUGGGAAGGGGGGACAGGUUGUGCCUAUGGCCCCUAUACUGUAGCUCCCCUGAGGUUGGCUGCCAUUGACCUGCUGUGUUGUCUUUUUACAUUUGUGUAGCCUGUUAUCCUUUUUUUAAGUACUGUUCCCAAGCUUUGGACAUCUGCGAUGUUACAGAUUUUAGAGAUGACGAGACAAAGUGGGUGAAAUAUCCAUCCAGUCCAUGUCUUGAUAUGUUUAUAUUCCUGCCAGUGGAUGAUCUGUCCGUUUCAGGAAGGGAUAUUUCAUUAAAUGCUUCACUUUGCAGCUUGUUGGUUUCCAGAGGCAUGCUCAUAUUUGAUAUAUUUUUUACUGGCUGUCGAAUUGACUCAUAUGGACUGAGAUGAGGAUAAUACUUAUUUGCCCUCAAGUCACUGUCAUCAUGUUUUGCGCCAAGCUGGUCAAGUAUGCAGAGUAAUUGGUUUUAAAUUUGAUCAAAGGUGUGCGUAAAGACUUUGUAAUCCUAGAGAAAAGUGCUUGUAGAACUGUAUGUGCGACUAGUAUGUAAGGGAGAGGAAAAGGCAAUUACAUGUGGUGCAGGAGUUAGGAUGCAUGCUAAGAAAUCACUAACUUAUCCACACUGUACAGAGGUUGUGGUGAAAAUACUUAACACGUGUUUUUGUUUCUUCACAGGGUAUUGUGUAUUUUUUUUCUGCACAACAAUAGCACAAGCUAAGCUCUUCCCAAGCCUUCUCUCAGGCCACUGAUUAUGGCUGUGAUUCAUAAUGUAUAAUGUAAAUGUUGGUAGAUUAAGGGAACUUGUGUAAGCUUAAACCAACUGAUUUAAGUAGGUAGUACAGAUGGAUCAUGAGUGUGUGGAGUUUACUGAGGAGUGGAUAGUAUCUUUGAUAUCUCUCACUGACUUACAAGUGAAAAUAACAAGCUGCAUUCCACUGCUAUCACUUUCCUUGGCUUGACUUGGAUUGAAAUUGUAUUUAUUCUGUUGAAGUUUUAAGUUCUGAGAUUUUAUCAGCUGAUUAACGGGUCUCUCCACAGUCAUGGCAAGGGAUAUUUUUGUGUUGCCCUUUUGUGACUUGGUGUAUCUGUCGAUGCUUCUUUUUGAUAUUAGACACUUAUUCAGUGCCAGUUUGAAAUAAAGUGUUCAUUAGUUUAA